AUGGCUUCCAUUAUCCACCCAGCAGGCAUAUGGAGAGUAUCGGAUGAUGAGGGCAUGGGUGAUGACCAUGGCAGGAAUCUUACGAGGCAUGUUUCGUUGCACAGACUUAGCCAGGACCCCAUUGCUACUAUUGAAUCUCUCCCCAGCGCAGCGCUUGAGCUCGUCCGAGUGCAGAGCCAUGCUGACGGCAUUCCUAAUCGAGGUCCCUCCCACGACGGCCUUGGCCAGGAAUCCGGAGGUCCUCGCCUACCCAUAUCCCAAGGCGUCCCGCCGGAGCUCCCAAACCUGCUGGCAGAAGUGGUCUUUGUCCUUACCUGCACCGGCGGCCAGCUGGUCUUUGCCCUUCUGAUCGGCCAUGUCACUGUAACACAAGCCGUCUUCGCCGCCGCGCUAGGCAUCCCACCAUCACAGAUCCCCUGGCUUAUUGGCUCUUUCAUGCUCGCGUCCGGCUUGUCGGUGAUAAUAUCUGGCUCGCUGGCUGAUCUCGUACCACCGAAGCCGCUCAUGGUGGGUGCGUUUCUAUGGGAAGCGGUGUGGAAUGUGAUCGCGGCGAUUGCAAUCAGCCCGCGGCUGAAAAUCCUCUUCUUCGUCGCGAGGGCCAUGCAAGGUCUCGCGGUCGGCGUGCUCGUGUCGGCUUCCAUGAGUAUCCUCGGCCGCGUGUAUAGCCCUGGUAUCCGCAAAACACGGGUAUUCAGCCUGAUGGCAGCAGGCUCGCCGCUCGGGUAUUGGCUUGGCUGUGUGCAGGCUGGGGGACUAAGCUCGCAUCUCCCAUGGAUAUUUGGCAGCACGGCGGUCUUCCUCGCGGUCUGCGCGCUGGCGGCACAGCUGACAAUCCCUCCUUUGCAGCCAGCGCAGGAUAGUAUCAACGACGAAACCCUGUCGUUACGCCAUUUUGACUAUCUCGGUGCUAUGCUGGCGUCUAUAGGGUGUAGUUUGGUCAUCUUCGGUCUCACCCAAGGGUCCUCGGCGCAGUGGAGCCCGUACACGUAUUCCUCUAUUAUCCUUGGGUUCCUGAUGCUCGGGGGCUUUUAUUUCGUGGAACAACGGGUCGCUCGCCCGCUUAUCCCGAAUCAGCUCUGGAAGACGCCAGGGUUUGGCGCACUCCUCGUCUCGUACUUUCUCGGCCUUGGAGCGUAUUCCGGCGCAUGGCAGUUCUACGCCAUCCAGUUCUGGCAGCGCUACCAGAGUGCCACGCCACUAACUGCAGCCCUCUACCUCCUUCCCAACGGCCUCGUCGGCGUCCUCGCCGCCUAUAUCGUUUCUAAGACCUUGCACGUUGUGCCCACCCACGUGAUACUUACCGCUAGCAUGGUCGCCUUCGGCCUCGGCCCCGUCUUCUUUCUCCCUCAAAGCCCAAUGUCUGACUACUGGGCGCUUUCUAUGCCGGGGGUAGCCCUCGCAACGUUUGGGCCCGAUAUGAGUUUCGCGGCCGCGGCAAUUUUCAUCACGAGCAGUGUUCCUAGGAGCUAUCAAGGGGCGGCGGGGAGUCUGUUAGUUACAGUUCAGAAUCUCACGAUGGCGGUGAUGACAAGUGUCUGUGAGGCGAUCGGGUCGAGGGUAGAGAUAUUGCCUACUGGAGAGAUCGGGUUAAACGGUAUUAGGGCGAUCUGGUGGUUUGGACUAGCGGCUGCGUUGAUGGGGGCAUUGAUUACAGCGACGAUGGUUAGGAUCCCAAAGGCGGAAGAAAAGGAACAUGUGCAGUGA
Messenger RNA from Neoarthrinium moseri, 1704 nucleotides. RefSeq lists its product as uncharacterized. The coding region runs from base 1 to 1704 and encodes 567 amino acids. Gene Ontology annotation, molecular function: transmembrane transporter activity. Lineage: Eukaryota; Fungi; Ascomycota; Sordariomycetes; Amphisphaeriales; Apiosporaceae. The transcript has 2 exons. Gene Ontology annotation, cellular component: membrane. Gene Ontology annotation, biological process: transmembrane transport. The record is from RefSeq and is a predicted model, not a curated record.